Molecule: messenger RNA, 2018 nt
Organism: Kickxella alabastrina
Lineage: Eukaryota; Fungi; Kickxellomycota; Kickxellomycetes; Kickxellales; Kickxellaceae
Product: DHHC palmitoyltransferase-domain-containing protein
Exons: 1
Biological process (GO): peptidyl-L-cysteine S-palmitoylation; protein targeting to membrane
Cellular component (GO): endoplasmic reticulum; Golgi apparatus
Molecular function (GO): protein-cysteine S-palmitoyltransferase activity
Source: RefSeq, a predicted model, not a curated record
UUUGUUUGCUCUUUUUUGUUUAGUAUAUUUGCCUUGCACUUUAUUGUCACUUUUGCACAUUGUCUUUUCUUUUCAACCUGUUCAAUUUUUUUUGUCUAAAACCGCCUCCCCCCAAUAGAAAAAAGUAGUGCUCGCUUGCAAUAAACAAAAAACAAACAAGAAAUAAUUAUAAAACACAGGUGUAGCCCCUUCUCUUACGCAUUCCAUCCUUACGUUAAUCUGUCUGUUCCUUUCUAAUUUUUUCCUUUCUUUUAUUUCCUUGCAUUCUCACUUCCCUUUUCUUUUUUCUACCUCUUUGCACCUUAUUUUUCUAUUCAACUAAUAAUUAACCGCAUUCCUUUACCUGUCCGCCUCGCAUACCCGUUUUACUGCGCUCCUUUUUAUUAUAAUUAUCUUAUUCUCUUUAUUUAUUUCAGUUCAACACAUAUAUCGGCCAUAUAUGACUUCCAGUAGUCGCGCAAAAGAGUAUACGGAACUUGGCAACGCUCGGAUAAAGCCCAAGGCAGCACGAUUGCUUGGACUAGCUUCGCCCACAAUGUCUAUGGCAUCCCGGUCAAGCAACACACUGGUGACAACUAGAAGCAGGAGCAGAAGUAAAGCUAGAAGCACCAGCAUCAGUAUCAGUAUUGGCAGCGAUGACGAGCUUUUGAAGCAUGCCGAAGCACUGCACGAACCGUUGACCCCGCAGUCGCCUUUAUCCCUAACAGCAGAGAUACACGUGUCAAAGUGGGUUCCAGAGUGGCCCGAGCCAGACAACGAGUAUGUCGAGACAAUGAUGCGGCGGCGACCAUCAAUGGCUGCGUACAAGCACAAUGUGCUCCAGGAUUCCCAGGCACUGCAAAUAGAUGAUUUGGAAGAUCCCUUGACUGUGUGGCAGCAUAAGGCGUUGUUGCCGAGAUCUGCCAGUGUUCCUAAAGGCGCAACCAACCAGUGGGUUCGCAGAUGCGGUUGGCAGUUACCGAUGGACCCGUUGUUUGUAAUGCAAUGGGUUGUGUCGCUGACACUGUCAACAGGGUACUUUGCCUUUAUCCGCCCGCUAUCCUCUAUAGCUAGCGGCAGUUCUACUUCCGAUUCGUGGGUUUUUACAGCGGGCAACGCAUUGGGUGCGGCGUUUAUAAUUACCGCCCAUAUUUUCAACAUUACAACCUCUUGCAUUAAUCCGCAGGCACCCGAGGUGUUGGCGCAGGGCGUGGACCGCAACCUGUACUAUAAGCAGACCUGGGGCACGCCGACUAUUGAUCCUAUGACAACCACAUGCCGUGUCUGCCGCGUCCACACCAAACUGUUGACGCGGCACUGCAAGCGGUGCAAUAAGUGCGUGGCAGGCCUGGAUCACCACUGCAGGUGGCUUAAUACAUGUAUUGGAACGCGCAACUACAUGCAUUUUUUCUUAUCCGUUGGCUGUGCCUUUGUAGGGCUGGCUUUUGUGCUUGCUUAUUCCCUGCGCUUGGUCUACAUUGCCGGGUUGAGAGAGUCCGACUUUGACACUAUGGUUGGACAAAUGUUUGGCUUAGUGAAUAAUGGGGAUACGGUGUCAGCGCCAGGUAUUGCUGUAAUGUGUGGGUUGGCGUUUUAUACGGUGAUGACUGCCGCUUUUUUUGUUGCCAUGGGCCAGCUGUUGGUUUUGCAUGUGCGGCUAUCUAUUACUGGCACAACCACUAUUGAUUAUGCCGCCCAAACACAGAAUUCGAGCAAGGCGAUGUGCGGAAAAGAUAAGGAUGAGGUUUUUAGUUAUGACAACCGGAUGAUUCCAAUGACGUCUAUUGGGAAUUCUCAAGACACCCUUGCUUCGACUGGAUUGCAGAGGUUUGAUGGGAUAUGUGAUUUGGACCCUGGGACUGUUAGUGAAUCACGUAUUGCAACUGGUCGCAUCUGGCAGUACUUUGGCCGUUUUCAAUCAAGCGCCAAGUAUAGCAAGAUUGGGACCGGUAAUAGCCUGGUAUGACAAGCUUGCAUUGCUAAAAUUGACGUCAGCUGCCAAUGUUGUAUGACAUUUUUACAAUAAUAAAAUAUUUAUU